Fusarium musae is the source of this 1659-nucleotide messenger RNA. RefSeq lists its product as uncharacterized. The transcript is spliced from 2 exons. NCBI's taxonomy places the organism in Eukaryota, Fungi, Ascomycota, Sordariomycetes, Hypocreales, Nectriaceae. The record is from RefSeq and is a predicted model, not a curated record. Bases 1 to 1659 code for a protein of 552 amino acids.
AUGCAGUCAAAAUCACAUCGGUACGAGGCGACAUCAGCUCGCGACAUAGACACAGAUGAAAUCGAGUUGAGUUCUACCAGAGAAUCGUCUCGCAAGGGCAAAUAUGUCCGACAUGCAACCUUUUCUACCCACGGAUGGGGUUUGGAACUCCUGACGUCUUUCACGACCCUCGUUUUGUUUGCCGGAAUGGUUGCGAUAUUCUGUAGCAUGCGCGACAAGCCUUACUCCGAAUGGCCUCUUUCAAUUUCCAUAAGCACCACCAUCGCCAUCUUGUCGACAGGUUGCACAGCUGCCAUGAUGCAUAACAUCAGCGCUUUUAUCGGGCAGCUUAAGUGGCUUUACUUCAAGCGAUCUUCGCAGACCGUGUAUAACGUUGAAAGGUUUGACGAGGCCAGUCGAGGUCCACUUGGAGCGAUUCUUCUCAUCUUCAAAGUUCCUUGGAAUCUGGCAACGUUGGGAGCUUUUAUAACGAUACUCCGUCUGGGCUUCUCUCCUCUUUCUCAGGCCGUGGUUAGCCUAGAACCAAGGGUGGUGGAUGUCCCAAGUAAUGAUGCGACCUUUGGAUAUGCGCACGCAUAUGAUAGAAACAUGACAACCGGUUUUCAGUCCCAAAUACCGCCGGACACACAGAUGCAAUCCGCUAUCCUGCAAGGCCUUUACGACAUAAGUUCCAUCCCAGUAUUCAAGUGCGGUGGCGCCUGUCUCUGGAGAGACUCUUAUAUAUCCUUGGGUUUCAAGAGCACAUGCAAGAAUGUCACCAUGUCGGCGUUGGAAACAAAACACUGCACGCAAUUCGAUCGUAAUUGCAACUUCACAACACCAGGAAACAUUACCCUUACGACUCAGCAUGUACUGACCGACUCUCAAACCACUUUUAGAAUCAACGCGACACGUACUCAUUUCGAUUACCAUGAGAAUAUCGCCACAUCACUGGACGACAUCGUGAGAAUCGCGGUCUGGAGGUCAGGCCAUGAUGACAACUACAUGGCUACUGAUGUCAAUAUCACGGAAUGCACCGUGGGAUUUACCGCCUAUGAGUACCCAAGGGCCGAAGCAAACGGUAACACCUUUUUCUUCGAGAAGAUCUCUGAAAUUGACAUUCCGCACGCCAAUUUGUCCUGGGAUGUUCUCCUGCAACGGGGCUAUCUUCUGAGCAACAAAACCUCCAAACUACCUCCGUUCAGGAUAUCCUUCAUCGACAUAAGGGCCCUGGAAGCAUUUUUCGAGUCCACGACGUUUCAAUCUGAAUUCGUGAGUGGAAACGCAAAGAACAAUAACCCUGGGCUCAGUGCCGCCCUGGAUGGAGAUACUAAUCUCACGCGUGCUUUCGACAAUAUGGCGCGGGGUAUGACGGACUAUCUACGCUCAGGACCAAACCAGAAAUUGGCUAAAGGAGUUCGGAGAGAAAGCCAGAUCUUUGUAUUCAUCCGGUGGUACUGGUUGAUUGGCCCUGCGGUGCUGGAGCUUGCUGCGUUGAUAUUUGCCGUGUUUACUAUAGUGGGCACUGCGAGAAAGCAUGAGGUACCGCUGUGGAAGUCUUCGGCCCUUGCGCUAUUGAGCUGCCGGCAUGAUAUAGACUCGGGUGUAAUUCAUGGAGAAUUUCAGGACGUCAAAGAGUUGGAGAACAUGGCAAAGGCGUCAAAGGCACGACUAGAGUAG